Molecule: messenger RNA, 1908 nt
Organism: Exophiala xenobiotica
Lineage: Eukaryota; Fungi; Ascomycota; Eurotiomycetes; Chaetothyriales; Herpotrichiellaceae
Exons: 1
Coding region: 1-1908 (635 amino acids)
Biological process (GO): regulation of DNA-templated transcription
Molecular function (GO): zinc ion binding; DNA-binding transcription factor activity, RNA polymerase II-specific
Source: RefSeq, a predicted model, not a curated record
AUGCGUCGGCAGAAAUGUGAUAGACAGGCUCCUUGUGGUAGAUGCGUCAAGAGAGGCAUUCCAGAAAAGUGCACGCGUAAUUGGCCAACCAAGUACGAUCCAUCUGUUCAUCGGGUGUACAAACGGACACGCUCGACAGCCAGUCGAGUCUCGGAAUCGGAUCCGGCUUCUGAUAAUAAUGCGCAGCAAGCUCUCGAACAGACUGCAAGACCAGCAUUGCUUGGAGGAUUGAGCGACUGCCUACCUCGGGAGGCAAGAUGGGCGAACGAACCGAGAUUACAAUAUGCAUUCAAGCCAUUCUUCCCUCCACAGUUACGAAAGCCCACUUCAAAUGCCCAGAAGGUCAGCAGCUCCUGGUUAGCCUCGACAGGUAUUGGAUUCAACUCCACGGCGGAUGCGCAGACAGCAUUCCUGCAGAUGUUGGUGCCCAGCGUUGACCACAUCUGGGAUCUAGUCAACUAUCAUGAGCUUUCUCUUCUGUGGUAUCAUGGCUGCUAUUUCGGCCCGCUCUUCAGAUGGGAAUUGCAGAGCGUUCUCGCUGAUCAAGACCAGUCGGAGAUCUUAGCCAUCACCAACUUGGACCUCCAAUGGCUUGCACUCCUCUUUUCUAUCAUGGCAGGCAGCUUGACAUGUGCACCGGAACGAAGACAGAUUCAGUGGGGUUUCCACAAGGCUGAAGCCUCGAAAUUGUCGAUGCAAUGGUAUAAGGCGACCAUUUCGUGUCUGAACCAAGCCGAAUACACCUCUAAUCACAGUAUCUACUCUGUCCAUGCGAUUGCAACGUUGACCAUGUCUGCUCAUUUCCUGGGUCAAUCCAGCGAACUCUCGGUACUUCUUGGUGGUGCUUUAAAGAUUGCACAAAGCUUGGGGUUGGAUAGACUUGAUCAUGACCCAGCAUCUGAAAAGAUCACCAGUUCAUCUACUGAAGAGCAACGACACAAAUUGAUCAAGCGGGAGAUCGGCCGAAGACUGUGGUCGCAACUCUGCGUCCAAGAUUGGAUGUCUCUCCCAUUUAACGAGAGCCACAAUAUCCACCCGUUACAUUUCACCACGACUAAGCCUUCGAGCCGGAACCACCUAAACAUGGAUCCAAUACCGACAACAUUUCCCACUUAUAUCAGUUACGGGAACUAUCUGUUUGAGAUCGCCAAGCUGAUGGUGGACCAUCACGAGGCUAUGCUACACGCAACUACGCAAUUUACCAAGUAUGAGUACGUCUUGGAGUACGAUUCCAGGAUGCGAACUUUGGCUACGAAAGGGAUGCCUCGUUUCUUCCACGUCGUUGAGCCGAUCGACCCCGCGUGGCCUGAAUGGGUCCCGGCGGCAAGGAGAAGCCUGACCAUUUGCUUUGCCCACAAAAUCAUCAUGAUACAUCGCACGUACAUCAGAGCGAGCUUCGUCAACCCGGCGUAUUCGAUCACACGCAUGACAUGCCUAGCUGCGGCAAAGACAAUACUGAACGAGGCGAAGCAGACGAAAGACCUCGACGGGCCGAUCAUUUGGGUUGACAAAGCGUUCUGCGUCGCUGCUGCGAUCAUUCUUUGCCUGGAUAUCUUCCAUCGUUCGGCGUCCGACCCCGAGUUCAAAACGCACAAAGACCUUGUCACUGAGUGCAUCGAGUUGCUCCGCAAGUUCGACACAAGUGUUGUUGCGGUCCGAGGGGCUAGACUCUUGACCGCUCUGCUUACAGAAAGGGAGCGCCUUACAUCGAGUCUCGCCUGGCCACCAGAGAGCAUCAAGACAUCCGACAUACUAGCAUCGCUUAGUACUGAACACGAUGGGCCAGGCUACGCAGAUACCACAGCCGAGCUGAAGCCUUUGGCAGAAUUGUUUCCACCUCAGGCUGGAUUCUGCAACCGCUUCUUAUUCGAAAAUAUGCUUAGCUUCAAGGGUGACCUACGGGGAUGA